AUGGACUGGAAACAUCUUCUGUCUUUAUCGCCGCAUAAUCUGGAUGAUUUACGUAAGGAUGGCGCUGCACUGGAAAUUGCUAACAUACCGACCGAUCUCAAGCUAGACAGCAAGAGCUACAAAAAACUGUUUCGUUUGGCUCAGGUUGCUUUGAAGUUUAGAAAUGAACAGCAAUUGCAGGUCAAAGUAAUGGAAGGCAACAAUGAGUACGGAAGCCAGGAGCGGCUGCACGAAUGGAAACGGACCGUCGAAAAAUUGGAGUUGGAACGGCACACCCUUCGGACGAAGGUGAAGGAGCUGACGGAAGAAAAUACUAAACUGCAGGCCAAGCAGACCGAAAGUGCGUCUUUCGGAAGCGAUGCUGAAGACUCCCCGGAUGCGCUGUCAGAGAUCGAACGGCAGCAGGAGUUAUACAACAAUAUUAGCAUGAAAAAUAAGCACAUAAAACGACUGCUGCGGGACAUUGAUGAUUUGGAGAAGCGAAACAGCUUUCAGGUUGACACGAUCAAUGAGUUACAGAUCAGCUUGAAUGAUGCUACCUUAAACCUAACCGCCCUCACACAUCAGUACGAAGAUCUACAGACGCUGUGCAAGGAACAUGAGAGCAGCAUCGAACAAGCGAAUGAGAAAAUUAGCUUAAUGGAAAAUGAAAUUGCGCAACUAUCGCAUGAAAAGGGACACUUGAGCGACGAGAUAACUAAUGCCACCAAGCGAUACGAGAAGAAAAUGGCUGAAUUGCAGGACCAGUUGAGCGGCAACGAAAAGGACAUGAGCGACCUGAAGGAUCGCUAUGACGAUCUUUUGGGCCAAUUUCCGGGAAUUGAUAUUGAAAAUGAAAGAAGGGAGUAUAAACUUAUGGUGGCUAGGCUUCACGAACGGGACGAGGUGAUUGUGGACUUAGAGCAAAAGAUCUUGGAAAUGUCGAAGGAGAUGCACCGGUCAACGGACGUGAUGAAUCGUAUCAGUGACGAAAAGAGCCGGGCCACCAAAGAGAAACAAAAAGAUGGUCAAUGUUGUAACGAAUAUCGGUUACAGUUGGAUAAGGCCAAUGAGCGAUGCCGUGAGAUGCAGGAAAUUCUCACUGGUGUCGAGGAAGACAACUGCAUCAAAUCCCGCCAAGCCGUUGAAGCGAUAGAAGCACUGAGACGCUACGAAAACGGCGAAGAAGGACUUGCCAGUGCUUUACGAAAAAUCAACCGAUUACAGGAAAAAGUACGAAGCCGUGACAAACAAGUCAAAGAACUGAUUUCAGAGAUCAACUUAGCAAACGAUAUUGCCCUGGAAAACGGAGUUCUCCGCCAACGAUUAGGUCUCCCGGAUGAUGAGGUCGUUGCAACAAGUGCGAUAUUGGCGAACCAAAGAAAGGUAACGAAAGUGAACGAGCGUCUUGCUUUAAAGUUGCGCGCAUCGGAAGAAAUUAGGUUGCAGCUGAAGCUGGAAAAAAGUGAACUUAAACGCAAAUUGGCCAAUUUAGCACACACCGGCAAACAAACUACGGAAACAGAAGUCGAAAAUGGUGACAUCGUGGAUGGUGCGACGAAGUUUUGUGAAAAUUGUAUGAAACAAUAUAAUGCGCAAAAUGCGUCACGUAACUGCCGGGCUUGCAGACUCCGGCAGAGCUUCAACAUCUGUGACACGUGCGUUGGUCAGUUGAAAAGCAACUUUGAGGAUCGCGUAAAGAGUGAAGGACAGCAACAACAAGGUACGGUUACGAGCUCUAAUAAUAACCGCACUAUUGCGUUGGAAAAACUUUACGCAACGGUUUUGGAGGAAAACGAACACUUGCGUCUGGGAAUGCACGAAAUUUUACAAAAGCUCCGAGACUACGAUGCCAUGUCCGAACGGUUGACGAUCGAUACAUCAUUGUUGGACAGACUGUUGCGUGUACUCGAGGACCAGUCAGGCGAUCUUUUGGUAGACUCGGAACAAGACAAACCGUUAAAAGAACCUUUAGCUACGGCUGUCUCCAAAUCAGCUCCAAAGAGUAAGAGCGUGCGGUCAUUAGAAAGUAUGGACGAGACAGGAAAUGGGUGCAACCAGGCGGAUGGAUCUGAGAUGAUGGUUCGUUUAGAAGAACGCGGCCAGGAUGAUUUCAGCGAACAGGUAUUACUGAAGGCGGUUGAGAUUGACAGACUAACGGAAAUGCUGGAACGGCUAAGGCUAGAAAACAAUCGUCUUCUUUCGGUACAAGAUGAGCUAUAUGUUACUCAAACACUCUACAAUGAACUGAUGGCCAUUACGAAAGCAUCGGAAAGUGAGAAAGACCAAAUACUUGUGCAAACCGUUGAUCGCUUGAAGAGUAUAGAAUCCGGUGUCUGCGUUCUGCAGCGGAAGGUGGAUUAUUUGAAAACCGACAACGACAACUUGCAGAACACAUUGCGUACUAUCAAAAAUGACCAUCUGGAUCUCCUACAUGCACUGCGCGUGGAGCUUACGGAGAAGAGCGCUGCAUUGAAACAGUUUGAAAUGAACGUGUCGUGCACUCGAAAGUCUCCCGAUUCGGUAAACGGCGAGGUGAUUGAGAAACUGGAAACGGAACUGUCGCGGAUGAAACUGGAAGCAACCAAUUUUUAUCACAUCUUUUUGAGAAACAUACAAGAGGUAGACAAAGACCAUCUCAUCGAUAUAGACUACAGCAUGUUGAAUCAGAUUGGAGUGGUAGAUGUGAAUUUAACCGUUGAGUUCAUAACGAAGGAAGAAUAUAGGAAAAUGUUUGAUAGAAUCAACCAUCUUGAACGAGAGCUGCAACGCGAACUGGUGAAAAACGGUCAUCUGGAAGACCUGCUAAAGAUAUCGAAUGAGCAGAUCCGAUCGCAACAUUCUCUCAUAUCCAAAUGCUCGGAGGAAGAGGUGAGCCUGCGUCACUUGGUAGUCGACUUGCAAAGCACGUCGAACGAGAAGUAUCUACUGUCCAGGGCGCAACAAGAACUGAUUGUUGUUCGUGAGAAGGAGGAAAAAUUGAAGGUUGAAAAUGCUAAAAUGAAACAAAAGCUGUUGGAAAAAUUAGCAGAAUUGGACACACUCAAACAGCAGCUUGAAGAACAGGCGUCAGAGUUUGUUGCACAACAAAAGGACAACGUUUUGAAAAUCAGAUUCCUGAAGAAAAGUCUACAAAUGUUGACGAAAAAUCAUGUUGCUGGUACGCCGAUGUUUGCAAUCGGAGAUUUUGUGAAACUAUACACAAAGUUGUUAAGCCUGCGCCAAAACCUUGCAGAGGACCAAAAACAUUAUUCCAACCGAACUCGCGAUGAGGAAUAUGAUCGAUUGUUCGCCAAGAUGAAGGAGGCAAUUGCGGGAAACGACAUGCAGGACAAGAUAAAUCUGAUAAAAUUUGAAAGCCAAAGUGAGUAUCUCACCAGGCAACUGAUUCUCUGCCAGGAACAGAUUGACCAGCUACACUCGGAAAAUCAUCAGCUUAGAUUGGAGAAGGUCGAAAACACUCAACACUGGGACACAAUCAACCUGCUUUUCGCUGACGGUCCUGAGAAGAGGCGCAGAGAUACUCAAUUCGAUAAAGAAGUUCAAGUGUCGGUUGAAACAUCAUCAAAGUGCAUCAAUACGAUUCCUAUCAUUGAAGACCCCAUCAUACUUGGAAGGCCUAGUAGAAGUUCUUCCGGCGAUACAAUACACGGUGGUGAUGAUCGUAAGGAAGACAUUCAAACGAUUAAAUAUAUUAACGAGGAUUCAAACGUCGCCAUUGAAACUGUUACGAAAAAGUCGCUAGAGUCCCAACUGAAGCAGGCAAUGAUACUGGCGUCGACACGUAGCGCAUUGCUGUUGGAAGCCGAAAGUAGACUAUCCGAGUUCCAGGGUCGGAUAAGUUUGCUAGAAAAAUCCCUUGAGGAAAAAUCUAAUCUUUUAAAUCAGCAGGAGAAAUCUGCCGACUCGGUAAAAAAUGAACGGCUGGAGGAUAGCAUUCUUAAUACCACUAUCGGGUCGUUGCAGAGCCUUCUCUUGGAGAAGGACACAACUUUGUCGAGAUAUCAGGAUCUGCUGAAGGCUGAACGUGUCGAACACUCGCGGCUGUACGACGAAAACGUGGCGCAGAUAAGGAAUCAGAAGAAGUCCAUCGACGAACUUGAACAAAAGCUGUACGAGAAGCAGAAAGAAUGCGACAAUCUUUCCACGCAGCUGGACGAUCUCGGUAGGCUGAAGGCAGCGCAAGAGAACUUGCCGGAAAAGCAAGUCAGUGAAGAUGCCUCUACCAAAGCAAACACGGACGACAUAGUGUACACGGACAAAAUCAUUGAAAACAUUUAUGAGAUAGACGAGAAGAAGGAGCGAGAGCUGCAGGAAUUAAAGGUGCAGGUGGGAAUGUUGGAGAAAAAUCUGCAGGACGCAGAGCUGGAACAAAAUCGUCUCCAGUUACAUCUUCGCGAUGCCAUUGGGCGGGAGAAAAAGUUGGAAAAGGCGCUCCGCGAAAAGGAUUCUGAACUGGCCACAGCGAACGAGCGAUUGUCCAGAGAGACGAACGAUAUUCGGGAGCUCACGGAAACUAUUGCCCACGCGCAGGAGACUCAACAAUUGAAGGAGUUGCUCGAAGAAAAGGAUCGCCACAUACAGGACCUAACGGAGACACUGUCCCAGUUUCACGAGGACCAAAGCAACUUCAUGAACGACACGUCUUUGCACUCGGCCGAGCAAGUUUCGCAGCUAAGUGCCGAUUUGAAUCGCAGCGAGGCCAGUAAUCGGAUACUGAAAACACAGAUUGAAGCGUUGAAAAGGCAGAUCAUCAGCAUACAGCAGCGAGAGAAGCAGUCGCGCGAACUAAUCAAAACGCUGAAAAACCAGCUAAUAAAACGACCCGUAAUUGCGAUGAAGUCUGACCGAUUGUCAACGCCUCGCGAAGAUCAAAUGGCGAGGCGAAUGCAACAACUAGAAUCGGAACUCCUCGAAACGAAAAAUGAGCUGCGGAAACAAACGAUGGUUAACGAGAACCGUCGGGCAAAAACGGCCGCAGAGUUGGACUUGUGGAACAAACAGAAACGCUGGCAACAGAUGGCCGAAAGGUUGAAAGUGCAGCUGAAGGAACGAGAGAUGGAAUUGGAAAAGUUGAAAGUACACUUCAACACUGCCAAAACGACGAUCAGUCGACUUGAGCGGGAUCGCGUCCGAUUGAAUUGUGUCGUCACUGGUUCGAGCGUCCCGGUGUCUGGCACGACUGGACUGGAAAACAAGUAUCAAGGAACAGAGCCAUCGGAGCAGUGCUGUAGCACCGACAGCACCGAAUCCGAGGGUACUAGCAUCACGACUCAGAUGUUGACACAAAACCGAAAGGAAAUUAUAGAAGCUCUCAAGAACCGUAUCGAAGCCCAGCAGCGGCGGAUUGUGGCGAUGGAGCUCGAACGUAGGGGUUCGAAUACGGUUGCACAUGAGCUGGAAAAGAUGCAGGAAAAGCUCUGUGCUAUGGAAACUCAGAACGUUCGUUUGGAGGCAAAAACUCUUCAACUGCAACUCGACAAUGACAUGCUGCGGCAGAACGACGAAAAUGAUCGAUUGAAGCGGCAGAUAGCACAUCUUGAAGAGUUCAUCAUUACAUUGAAAGAGGAGCUUUCGAAAGCCACUGCCGGGUGUCCGGAGUCAAUCAAUUUUGAAAAUCUUUGCGUCAGAUGCAGCCGUCGCAAAGGGGCAAACGAUUUGGUGGAACGUAACGCCACUCUGGAGCAAACAGUGCUUACGCUACAACGUAUGGUUGAGAAACUUCGAUUUGAGAAUAAGCAUUUGAAAGAUCAGAGAACGCGCGAACGAGAAUCUUCGAAUGGUGCGCCCGGUAGAACCGUAGAGAAGGAGCUAUACGAGCGUCUGAAAAAGGAUUACGAAAAGCUUCAGCUCGGACAUGCGGAGGCGUUGAACAAAAUGUCGAUGCAGCAGGUAGAAAUCGAGCUGCUGUCGAGUGUAAACUGCACCCGCUGCAAGGUUCUCUCCGGCGGAGAACCUUCGUUAGCAAGCGCCGCCACCAGCGGUGACCGUACGGCAAUGCUCGAAGAGUUUAAGGAUAAGCUGGAGAAGAAAAGCCAGCUGUUGGAAAAGGCCAAGAUCUUGCUUCAACGUGCCGCAGCCAAGGAAAGAUACCUGAAGGAACAGAUUGAUCUACUGAGGCGCAAGUGCUCUGAUCUUCAGAAUGUGCCGGUGAUUGACGAAAUAAGUGAAUAAGGAAAGUGUGAACUUGAAAUAUGAUAUGAAUUCAUUGUACAGUGGACAAACGAGACGAUUCGUCGAUGUGUAGAUUACACUGUCCACCCGCGAUAGACGAUCCGUUUCACUUAUGAGAUAGCUGUAUUCAAACUCUUGGCCAACGAAAG
Molecule: messenger RNA, 6302 nt
Organism: Anopheles bellator
Lineage: Eukaryota; Metazoa; Arthropoda; Insecta; Diptera; Culicidae
Gene: Cep290
Product: centrosomal protein cep290
Exons: 11
Coding region: 1-6153 (2050 amino acids)
Source: RefSeq, a predicted model, not a curated record